AUGCCCGCCACCCUGCCACCAUUCUCCGACCUACCGAUACAGCGCCCAGGACCGCCUUUGAACGCUUGGGGUCUCUACGGUCAAGAUGACGAGUUGGGUCGAUUGAACCUCAUCACUCCUGAAGCGAGAUUAAAGGGUGCAAAAGCUGUCAAACAUGGUAUUGCCAUCAACUUGAACAUGCCUCUGGACUUCCCAAAACUUCACGCUGAGCGAGGUGCGCUGGAACAUACCAUAAAUCACCGUAAACAUGCAAACGAUGAUAUCUUGACGUUCAAUACCCAAGGAUCUUCUCAAUGGGAUGGGUUCAGACAUUAUCCCUACCAACAUUAUCCUGAGAAGGGACAGUACAGGUACUAUGGUGAUCAGACGACAGAGGAAGCGAGGGAUAAGUCAGUCCUACGAAAUGGUACUCAGAACUUUGUCCAUCACCCAAUCUCCUCUCGAGCUCACUUACUUGACAUUGAACGGUAUAUCAACCGACACAACCUGAAGCCCCUCACCUAUUUUGCCGAAUCGUCAGGGAUACCCGUAGAAUACCUCGAGGACUGUGCAAAGGAGUCCAAUGUGGAUAUCCAACCUGGAGAUAUCUUGAUCGUCAGGAUAGGCUACAUUGACGCGUUGAUGAAUCUCCCGGAAACAGAGAGGAACACACUGGUCGAACGAGAGGUCAGAGCUUGGCCCGGGGUAGAACCUAGCGAGGAGAUGAUGAAGUGGCAUUGGGAGAAAGGGAUAGCAGCGGUCGUCACGGACGGCGUGGCCUAUGAGAAGAUACCGUUUCCACCUGAUAAGCUCUCAUUACAUCAAGUGUUCUUGGCCGGUUGGGGUUUACCCAUUGGCGAGUUGUUCGAUCUGCGCAAACUCGGAGAAGAGUGUGCGAGAUUGAAUCAGUACACUUUCUUGUUCACCAGUAUGCCAUUAUACGUCAAUGGUGGGAUCGCCAGUCCCCCGAACGCUCAGGCAAUCUUGUAA
Kockovaella imperatae is the source of this 969-nucleotide messenger RNA. RefSeq lists its product as hypothetical. Gene Ontology annotation, molecular function: arylformamidase activity. Bases 1 to 969 code for a protein of 322 amino acids. Lineage: Eukaryota; Fungi; Basidiomycota; Tremellomycetes; Tremellales; Cuniculitremaceae. The transcript has 5 exons. The record is from RefSeq and is a predicted model, not a curated record.